This is a messenger RNA of Cydia pomonella (codling moth), 2311 nucleotides long. RefSeq lists its product as uncharacterized. Bases 507 to 1886 code for a protein of 459 amino acids. Lineage: Eukaryota; Metazoa; Arthropoda; Insecta; Lepidoptera; Tortricidae. The transcript is spliced from 2 exons. The record is from RefSeq and is a predicted model, not a curated record. Gene Ontology annotation, molecular function: nucleic acid binding; zinc ion binding.
GGCUGUGUGUUGGAGAAUGCAGAAGCAUAGCGCCUGACAAAAACAUCUCUGCAAAUCCGCCCGCACUCCUGUGCGCUUCAACUUAAUAUAAUAGGAUUUUUUAGUUUUAAGCACUUACACGUAAGCUUUUGUACCGACUGGUAAUAAAAUAGCCAUGUCCUAAAUUAAAUUACGCUAGUUUCCAUUCUCCUCCUGAAAGACCCCAACAUGGUCCUUACGACACGGAUAGAAGACACCAGCGACUAAAAUAAUAAUACGGUCAAGAGGAAUGUGGAAUUGUUGGAGAGUUACGUAUCAAUUGGCAUCGGGUGGCACCAUCAUCGAACCAAAGAAGAGACAAAGGAUCGUCUAAAGUGGUCGAGAUUUAAAAUAAUUAUAAGACUUUAGGAAAGAAAAGUGGUAAUCCUGUGCUAAUUGUGUAUAUUAAAUUUAAUCCAGCACUCUACAGGUAUUAUUUCAAGUGUAAUUUAACUCUGUGACAAGGUUGACUACACUCGCUUCCCAAAAUGACUGAAGAAAAAGAGCUAAUCGCCAGGCGGGCCAGCUAUAAAGGCCGACUAACCAUUUUUGAAAAAUAUAUGGAGGGUUUGAAAGUUGCUUCAUUGACAUCAGCUGAGGUAAAUGAAUUGCAGUUGCGUAUGGGCAAAAUUGAGUCGUUGUAUGUCUAUUAUGAUGAGGUUCAAUUAAAACUUGAGUGCAGUUCGAGUGACUCUGACAGUCAGUUAACUGAGCGAGCAGAGUUUGAAAGUAGGUAUUUUAAAUUACUUUCUAAUGCUCAAGAUAUAUUGGCCAAAAAGCAAGAAUCGACUUUCAACUCGGCCGCAAGCGACCAAUCAUCGCAUAAAGGAAAUAAUAAGCUUGUUCGGUUACCAACUAUUCAAUUGCCAAAAUACAAUGGUUCCUAUGAAAAUUGGUUAGGCUUUCGCGACACCUUUACUAGCCUCAUUCACUCUAACGACGAUAUAGACGACAUAAACAAAUUUCAUUACCUUAGGGCUUCCCUGGAGGCAUCCGCUGCAGUCGUCAUACAGUCGGUAGAAUUCUCGUCUGACAACUAUGCCUUGGCAUGGAAUCUUCUAUGUGAUCGCUUCAAUAACAAGCGCCAAUUGCUGCAGAAUCAUGUAUCGGCCUUGUUCAAUAUUGAACCGAUUGCACGAGAAUCUUCUAGUCACAUUAAAAGGGUCAUAGAUCAGGUUAACAAAAACCUUCGUUCUUUAGAAACACUAGGCGAGCCCGUUAAAGAAUGGUCAACACUUCUCAUUCACAUUAUUGCACAAAAGUUAGACACAAAAUCAUUUCGUGAAUGGGAGGAGUUCAAGGGUGGUUUAGACAAAAACAAAACUGCUACUUUCGAGGAGUUCCUAACUUUCCUACAAAGCCGUGCUGAUUUACUCGAAACACUAGAAUUAUCAUCGAAUCAGUCACUUCAACACACUAAAAGUGCAACUAAAAUUAAAACUAUGAUAGCCGUGCAGGACAAAAUAGGUAAUAAUAGCAAUAAAACUCAGCCGCCGGCGACUAAGCCGUGCCCGAGAUGUAAGGGCGAUCAUUGUUUAUCAAACUGUGCACAAUUUCUUGCGUUAAGUAAUACGGCUCGAUUGCAACUAUUACCUAAUUAUAAGGUUUGUUUUAACUGUUUUAGAGGUGGUCAUUAUGCCAAUCACUGUAAAAAACCUGGUUGCAAGAUAUGCAAACGAAAACACCAUACGUUAAUUCACGUAUCUGAGAGCAUACCUAGAUCGACAUUAAAUAGUGAUAAUUGCACGGGCGUUAUCAGUGGUGUCGACCAGAGGACUGCGCCCGCGCUCCCGCUCCCCGCCAGUGCCGAGCCGGCUCAGGUUGCAUUGUCAGCAAAUGUCUCGCCGAGUACUUCGUCUUUAUACUGACAUAGGGCACAAGACGUACUGUUAUCAACUGCACUUAUAAAAAUAUACGAUUCGAAUAAACAGGAGCACAUCGCUCGCUGUGUUUUAGAUAAUGGCAGUAUGUCUUGUCUCAUGUCUCAAAAAAUGUAUAAUAGGCUAAACCUGGCAACCGAUUUUGUAAAUAAAAGUCUUAUAGGUGUAAACAAAAAGUCGUCGCCUAUAACUGAAAUGUGUCGAGUCGAAAUUAAAUCGCUCAAUGAGAGGUUCGCAAGUGAUUUGCACUGUUAUAUUUUGCCUUCAAUUACAGACGUUAUUCCCUCUCAUCGAAUCGACGUGUCAAAAUUAAAUAUUCCAUCUAACAUAUGCCUAGCGGACCCGUAUUUUUACAAGCCGUCUGAUGUAGAUAUGAUAAUUGGGGCCGAACUAUUCUGGGAUUUGUUAGGAUG